AUGACGGCGCGGAUCAGCAUGGCCGACGUCAAGUUCUCCUUCCAGUGCCCAGGGAGGAUGUACGCGCCCGCCUGGGUGGCACCAGAAGCCCUGCAGAAGAAGCCGGAGGAGAUCAACAGGCGCUCGGCCGACAUGUGGAGCUUCGCCGUGCUGCUGUGGGAGCUGGUGACCCGCGAGGUGCCCUUUGCGGACUUGUCCAACAUGGAGAUAGGCAUGAAGGUGGCCCUGGAGGGGCUGCGCCCAACCAUCCCGCCCGGCAUCUCCCCCCACAUCUGCAAGCUGAUGAAGAUCUGCAUGAACGAGGACCCCGCCAAGCGCCCCAAGUUCGACAUGAUCGUGCCCAUCCUGGAGAAGAUGCAGGAG
Leptosomus discolor (cuckoo roller) is the source of this 363-nucleotide messenger RNA. NCBI's taxonomy places the organism in Eukaryota, Metazoa, Chordata, Aves, Leptosomiformes, Leptosomidae. The record is from RefSeq and is a predicted model, not a curated record.